AUGAAGCUCCUUACGCACAACUUUCUAUCGUCACGUUUUUUGAAGAACGUCGUCAAUGGGUAUCCUUUGAUUCUUCGGGCGAACCAAAAAGCAAACAAAGAAGUGGAGUUUAACGAGAAAUUUGUGCUUAACAUGAUGCCUAAGGUUGACUACGCUUCAUUAUACAAUGCAGCUUUAUCGAUUGGAGAGGCUGGAAACAUGCCCGCAACUUUACCAGAGGACUGGGAGACGAACGUACCAGUUCUGAUGGAGUUUAUCUCUUUAUUUAUGUCAUAUAUUAGUCAUUCUCAGUUACACCGAGUAAUGUUAUGUGUUGAAAUCGUGGAUGGCGAGCUUGAAUGUCCGGAUACAGGUCGAAAGUUCCCCAUCAAGGACGGUAUACCAAAUUUGUUAGUGAAUGAAAAUGAAGUUUAA
Molecule: messenger RNA, 414 nt
Organism: Angiostrongylus costaricensis
Lineage: Eukaryota; Metazoa; Nematoda; Chromadorea; Rhabditida; Metastrongylidae
Source: the annotation of a GenBank genome assembly